AUGAAAUCUCGCCGGCUUCCAAGUGGCUAUUCAGACCCAGUCUCAUUCAGCUGUACCUGCCCGGCUUCCUCCAAUCCUAGUAGGGGUUUGGUUCUUCUCUUCUACCGAUAUUUUACCGCACUGCCACCAUUACCUGGCUAUGAAGCUGGAGGUGACUCCAUUUCACUUGCUGCCUUUCACACCCGUCUCACGCAAAAGUAUUCUCUUGGGGGGAAAAUCCGUAUCGCCACAGAGGGCUUCAACGUCACCGUUGGCGGCACCAAAGAAGAUAUCGAAGCAUACAUGAAGGAAUGCAUCACCCACUGGUCAUUUCAAGGCCUGGAUUUAGACACCGAGCAAAAACAACGGAACUUCUUCAAGCCCACUCCGGGAGGAUGCGCAUGUGCCUUUGGCGGCCUUCCAGCAAGCGUACGUAUAUCGUCAGAGAUAACACCCAUGGGCGUCACCAAUUAUGUGCCUAAGGAAUGGGGAAACAUUGAGACUUUAUCCCCAGAAGAGUUCCAUGAGAGAUGUCACACGGAAGCCAACACUGUGCUCCUGGAUGUGAGGAAUCAUUAUGAGUCCCGGAUUGGAUAUUUUGUCGAUCCUAGAACUGGCCAGCCUGCAUUGAGGCCGCUAAUCAGGAGAUUCUCACAGUGGCCACAGUACGUGCGGAAAUAUAUGACGGGUGAUGCCAGCGAGGAUGUUAUAGGGAAGGAGAAAGACAUUGAACAAGGGAGACAAAUCCUCACGUUCUGCACUGGCGGCAUCAGAUGCGAGAAGGCUGCCCGAUACAUGCAAGAGAAUAUGAGCAAGCUCCCAGGGGAUAAAGUGUGUAACCUAAAAGGCGGCAUUGCAUCUUAUAUCAUGUGGAUGGAUGAGGAGAUCAGGCAAGGGAGAAAACGGGCAGAUGAGUCUUUGUUCAAAGGGAGAAAUUUUGUGUUUGAUGCCCGCGGCUCCACUGCAUUGGAGGAGGGUUCGGAACCAGUAUCUACGUGCCAUGAUUGUGGUAUCUCUUCAGACAGACUGAGCAAAUGCCGUUCGAAGGGCUGCCACCUCGUUCUUGUCGUCUGUUCGGAUUGUGAAGAUUCAAAGGACCCAAGAUGUUGCCAGAGCUGCCUCGACAUGGAUAUUUCCCAGGGGUUGGAUUUGCGUACCACACCAAGGCCAGUUUGUACGUGUGAAAAGGAGAGGGAAGCAGAGCUGUGGGACGGGGCACCCCCGGCCAAACUUCCAAAGUCGAAAUCUACAAGUGGAAAUAAAGCUCGAUCUCGGGGUCUGGACGACAUCGAUACCAAGGUCAACAUUAAUAUCAAAGUCAACACUAUCGAUUGA
Molecule: messenger RNA, 1314 nt
Organism: Venustampulla echinocandica
Lineage: Eukaryota; Fungi; Ascomycota; Leotiomycetes; Helotiales; Pleuroascaceae
Exons: 1
Coding region: 1-1314 (437 amino acids)
Source: RefSeq, a predicted model, not a curated record